Messenger RNA from Vidua macroura (Pin-tailed whydah), 752 nucleotides. RefSeq names its product p53 and DNA damage regulated 1 (gene PDRG1). Lineage: Eukaryota; Metazoa; Chordata; Aves; Passeriformes; Viduidae. The coding region runs from base 87 to 485 and encodes 132 amino acids. Gene Ontology annotation, biological process: protein folding. Gene Ontology annotation, cellular component: prefoldin complex. The record is from RefSeq and is a predicted model, not a curated record. The transcript has 5 exons.
CCGCCCGCUCGGCUGCGGCUGCGGCCCGGAGUCGAACGGCGGCGGACCCGGAGCGGCCCCCGGUGGCGGCCCCGCUCGGCCCCGCCAUGGCCCGGGACCCGGCCUUCGUGCUGCGCUACCUGGCCGAGGUGGAGGAGCUGGCCGAGGACGUGCUGGCGGCACGGCAGCAGAUCGUGGACCUGGACGUGAAGCGGAACCGCAACCGCGAGGCCCUGCGGGCGCUGCAUAAGGACCCGGAGCCCGACGAGAAGGCCAUGGUCUGCUUCGGGGGCAUGUUCAUCGAGCUGCCGAAGGCGAAGACCCGGGAGAUGCUGCAGCAGGACCAGGAAGAGCUGGAUGAGGAGAUAAACAACCUCCGGAAAGAGCUGCGGGUGAAGGUCAACCGCCUCUAUGAAGCUCAAGGUAAGCCUGAGCUGAAAGGGUUUAACCUGAAUCCCAUGUCUGCUGAGGAAAUGAAGCUCAUCAGCCGCAUCCUGGAGGGCUGAGGUGGCCGUGCCGUUGUCACUGCGUGUUUGGCUGUCACUGCGGGCUCACGUUGCAGUAGCCACAGCCCUUGGGAUUUGCAGGACGUUGGUGUGUCCAGAGCCCACCCAGGUGAGGGCCCUGGGAAUUGUUUGGCUCCUCAGCUGCAGCUCUGCAGUUUCUUUGGACCACAAACCCUUUCCUGCUCUGUGCUGGAUCUUGACACAGUGCUGGGCAAAGGCCCACGGCUGGGGUGGAAGUGGGAUCAUUAAAAUCAGAGCAGUGGGACA